GUUGAUUUUCAGCUAUUCCAUAGUCGGAGGCGGAAGAAGAUAACCAAAGAUGACCGCGAAACAGAUGUUAGUGAAACAGGAAAGCCAGAUCGUCCUGAAUAUGGUACGUUCCAAGGAUCAUCAGUGAAUGCUGCCUCCUCUCCUACGCCACCGCCAUACAGUAAGAAACGUUCGCGAAUGCCAUCCUAUCGUAUGAAUGGCGUUAUUCCAAAGAAUGAACCGCGAAAGAACUCCUCUUUAGGCUCUACAAACAGUAUGAAAAAAGCUAGUUCUGUGGCGGUGACCAAACAAAGCGAUAACCUUUUCAAUAAUCGUCCGGGUUUUCUGAUGACCCGACCAAUCAAAAUACGGCGACGUUUAUAUGAAUUUUAUACGGCACCUAUCACUACAUUCUGGGCAUGGACUAUCUCUUUCUGCUUAUUUCUCACUGCCUUCACCUAUGUCCUUCUUGUUCGAACACCAAAAAAUCCUACCUGGCUGGAAUGGGUUUUAUUCGCUUAUGUGAUUGCCUUUGGAAUGGAACAUUUUCGGAAGUUUCUCAUGUCCGAAAUGCAACCCAUUGGUCAAAAGCUCAAGUAUUUCUUCUACAACUAUUGGAACACGGUCACUGCCAUUGCUGUUGUAUCUUUCUUGUUUGGGUUUGGGAUGCGGGCUUUUGGUGUAAUCACGACUGGGCGGGUAAUUUUGGCAUGCAAUUCGGUUCUGUGGACAAUGAAGAUGUUAGACUACAUGAGCGUCCAUCCACGCUUGGGACCCUAUAUCACGAUGGCUGGGAAGAUGAUUCUCAAUAUGACCUACAUCGUGGUUAUGCUGGUAGUAUCCCUGUUAGCAUUUGGCCUUGCUCGACAGUCCAUUACGUAUCCCAACGAAGAUUUUCAUUGGCUCUUGGUGCGAAACAUCUUCUACAAGCCAUACUUCAUGCUGUAUGGAGAAGUAUACGCCGAUGAGAUUGAU
Cylicostephanus goldi is the source of this 954-nucleotide messenger RNA. The record is from the annotation of a GenBank genome assembly. NCBI's taxonomy places the organism in Eukaryota, Metazoa, Nematoda, Chromadorea, Rhabditida, Strongylidae.